Messenger RNA from Macaca mulatta (Rhesus monkey), 2406 nucleotides. The record is from RefSeq and is a predicted model, not a curated record. Lineage: Eukaryota; Metazoa; Chordata; Mammalia; Primates; Cercopithecidae.
GGUGGUAGUGGGUGCCCGUCACAGGGCUGGAGGUGUGGCCGGCCCACUGGGUUGGUGGUGGUGGGUGCCCGUCACAGGGCUGGAGGUGUGGCUGGCCCACUGGGUUGUUGGUGGUCCUGAGUGCCCGUCACAGGGCUGGAGGUGUGGCCGGCCCACUGGGUUGGUGGUGGUGGGUGCCCGUCACAGGGCUGGAGGUGUGGCCGGCCCACUGGGUUGGUGGUGGUGGGUGCCCGUCACAGGGCUGGAGGUGUGGCCGGCCCACUGGGUUGGUGGUGGUGGGUGCCCGUCACAGGGCUGGAGGUGUGGCCGGCCCAGUGGGUUGUGUUUUCUGGACUACGUCCCUUCCCACGAGGAUGAGAUGACCCUUCUGUUACAUCCCGGCUGCUGAUAAAACAAGACUCUCGGAGCCAAGAAACAACACUGAGGUCCUGUGGGAAGUGCAGCCCACGUGUUACUCAGGUGAAGGCAGCGUCCCCACCCAGCCUGAGGACUCCACACAGGGUGGACGCCCAACCCUCGCUGGGCCGCUCACUGGGGAGAGGCUUGGACGCCCCCUUGGAGUGCAGUCCCGACAUCCCGUACCUGCCUCAUGUCCUUGGCAUUCUCGGGCCCCGGUCGUGGUGUGGGAGUGGCUGCCUGUGCACACCACGGGCCUCCAGCUUCACGGCCUCAACGGGGCCACGAGCCAUCGCCGGGUCAGGCGGGGGUGCCGGGCACCUCAUCACUAGGGCAGUGACAUCACAAGGCGCAGAAGGCGGUGGUGGCUACGGAACUCCAUGCCCGGGCUGUUUCUGUGGUGCCUGUGGGCUCUGGGCUCCCACCUCCAUGGGGCUGCAGGAGCCGUGAGGGACGAGAAGGGACGCGCCCGCCAUGGCUGAGGGCGGCGAGCUGAUGAGCCGGCUUCUGAGCGAGAACGCAGACCUGAAGAAGCAGGUGCGCCUCCUGAAGGAGAAUCAGAUGCUGCGGCGGCUGCUCAGCCAGAGCUGCCAGGAGGGCAGUGGCCACGACCUGCUCCCACCCAGGGCCCCCGCCUACCCCGAGGCCGGCUCCCCCGGGAGUGGAGUUCCGGAUUUCGGAAGGUUCACGAGUGUUGCCGACACGCCCUCCCAGCUGCAGACAUCCUCCCUGGAGGACCUGCUGUGCUCACAUGCCCCCCUGUCCAGCGAGGACGACACCUCCCCAGGCUGCGCAGCCCCCUCCCAGUCACCCUUCAAGGCCUUCCUCAGUCCCCCGGAGCUGCACAGCCACCGAGGCACCGACAGGAAGCUGUCCCCGCUCCUGAGCCCCUUGCAAGAGUCACUGGUGGACAAGACCCUGCUGGAGCCCAGGGAGAUGGUCCGGCCUAAGAAGGUGUGCUUCUCGGAGAGCAGCCUGCCCACCGGGGACAGGACCAGGAGGAGCUACUACCUCAAUGAGAUCCAGAGCUUCGCGGGCGCCGAGAAGGACGCGCGCGUGGUGGGCGAGAUCGCCUUCCAGCUGGACCGCCGCAUCCUGGCCUACGUGUUUCCGGGCGUGACGCGGCUCUACGGCUUCACGGUGGCCAACAUCCCCGAGAAGAUCAAGCAGACCUCCAUCAAGUCCCUGGACGGCUCCGUGGACGAGAAGAAGCUGCGCGAGCUGACGCAGCGCUACCUGGCCUUGAGCGCGCGCCUGGAGAAGCUGGGCUACAGCCGCGACGUGCACCCGGCGUUCAGCGAGUUCCUCAUCAACACCUACGGAAUCCUGAAGCAGCGGCCCGACCUGCGCGCCAACCCCCUGCACAGCAGCCCGGCCGCGCUGCGCAAGCUGGUCAUCGACGUGGUGCCCCCCAAGUUCCUGGGCGACUCGCUGCUGCUGCUCAACUGCCUGUGCGAGCUCUCCAAGGAGGACAGCAAGCCACUCUUCGCCUGGCGAUUUGCUGGGCUGGAGGACAGGGCCAGGUCUUGGCCUUGGCACCGUCCUGGGUCACGAGUGGAUGGUUCCGGUCACUCUGCUGUGGUGUGAGGAUGAAGGUGUCAGCCCAGUGUGGGCAACCCUCGCAGCCAGCAUGUUCCGAUGCCCCGCACCUGUAGGUGUGUGCCGCUGCCAUCACAAAGUACCGCGGACCCAGCAGCUUAAACCACAGAAAUUUAUUCUGUCGAAGUCCUGAAGGCCCAGAGUACAAGAUCAAAGCAUCCGCAGAUUCUGUUUGUCUGAGGCCUCUCUGCUGGGUGCAGGCGGCCGCCUCCCUGCUUGGUCCUCCUGGCCCUUUCUCUGAGUGCAUCCCUCGUGCCUCUCCCUCUUCUCACCACCCUGUCCGUCUCCACAUCCAAUCCAGUCUGCCAUGCUGGGGGUCAGGCCUUCAGCAGAUGGUUUCUCGAGGGGAUGCAGUGCAGCCCUCAACAGACCCCAUCCUCCCCUCCCGGCCUCCACACAGCCCUGGCCCCA